CCGCCUGGUGGGGAUGGAACAAGCUGUACAGUUGACUGUGUCCUAGGGAGGUAAUGAGUUGGUGUACUUGUUCUUCGUUCCCGACAGGAGAACCACUGUCUGCGGAUCAAGAUCCUGGGAGACUGCUACUACUGUGUGUCAGGGCUGCCAGAGGCCAGAGCCGACCACGCCCACUGCUGCGUGGAGAUGGGGAUGGACAUGAUCGAGGCCAUCUCGCUGGUGCGCGAGGUGACCGGGGUGAACGUGAACAUGCGAGUGGGCAUCCACAGCGGCCGGGUGCACUGCGGCGUGCUGGGACUCAGGAAGUGGCAGUUCGACGUCUGGUCCAACGACGUCACUCUGGCCAAUCAGAUGGAGGCCGGGGGCCAGGCCGGGCGUAUCCACAUCACCAAGGCCACUCUGGACUAUCUGAACGGGGACUACGAUGUGGAGGACGGAGAGGGGGGGGAGAGGAACGCCUACCUGAAGACGCACAACAUAGAAACCUACCUCAUUGUGGGCUGCAGUCAGAAAAGGGUACGGUCCUCAUCUUUAUCUGAAGCUAGGAGCACGCGUAACAAGAUGCACCACAGCUAAGGCUCGUUAUAUUAUGUAUUUAAAGCUGCAUGCAUUGAUCUUCAUCCACUAGGGGGCAGAAUAACUCCACAUGGCUGCUCUGUGAGCAAACAUGACACAUUUCAUCAUAUUCACCCCGUUGGUGUCACGUUUCUGUCCACUGAACGAUUAUAAAUCUCUUCUUUUAGAUCCAUCAACAUCGGACUCUUUAGCUGCUAGCACAAGCUCAAUUAUUUAAUUCAUAAUUUAAGAGAAUUAAUAAAUGCAGCUUUAGGAGAACUCUGAAACGUAUUGUUGUCUGUUUUGAAUAUUAAGAACUGGAGGAAAUAACCAUGUUAACAUAAUAAAGUAGAAAUAUUCUUUAAAUCUUUAGAUUGAUUCACAGUUUAUUAUUUAUUAGUUGAUUCAUAAACAGAAGCGUUUCACAGUUCUCUUCACUGGAGGACGAGGUUUACUGAGAGAAACUGUUUGAUGAUGAGAAACAUAAAAUCUGUAAAAUCAACUUUAUUUUGGUCAAAAUCUUUAAAAACUGAAAACAAUGAGCCUUAAAUGAAUUAUUCUCCCACAAAAUAAUCAUUUGCAACAUCAAGCGUGCACAGGUGCGCUAUUGGUUCAUGCAGAAGUGUAAAAUAUUUAGGUUUUGUGAAGAUGCAAGUUCGCUUUAACGAGGAAUGAGACCUCGAAGUUUUCCUUCAAGCAAACAUGUUGGUCGUCUUUAACUCUGCAGGACAUGAAGCUGAACUUACAUGUUCAUUAAAGCUUGAAACAUCACAACAUAACAAACCCACGAGGCCUCCUGAGUGUGCUCAUUAUAAACCUUCUGUCUCUAAACAUCCUGCUCAUAUCGCUGUUUAGCAGCGGAGGUUCUGGUCCCAUGUGGACUGGGACUUCAUCUCCGCCUCGUCUCUUUGUGACUGGACCGCUUCUAUCGGCCGUCUUUGUCCUCCGGCAGCAUCACAAGCUGCGGCUAAAGAUAGCGCGUCAUGUGAAGUGAUAUCUUCUUCUUCUCUAUUUAUUCUGCUGCUCGUGCUCAGAGACAGAAGGCAGAUUGUGCCGUCUAAUGAUUUUUUGGUUUCUUAUUGUAAACUAUUUCUGAGAAAGAGCUCCUGGACCCAGUUUGCGGUUGUGAUAUCAGAUCUGUAAGAAAUGAAAUAGUAACACCUCUGGAAAAGAUCUUUUAAUAUUACAAGAAGAGCAGAAAUGUUCUGAGCAUGAAGAUACAGCAGCAAUACAUCUGUAGUGUUGGAGGAGUUUUGUAAGAGUCUGCUUCAGGGAGAUGAAUCAUUAUUAAUAUAAUGUGAAGCCAACAAGCAGCACAUUGAGAAUCCAUCUUUGUUUAGUGUGCACGUUUUACAUUAUGGUGUGCAUGUUUUACAUUAUGGUGUGCACGUUUUACAUUGUGAU
Molecule: messenger RNA, 1959 nt
Organism: Anarrhichthys ocellatus (wolf-eel)
Lineage: Eukaryota; Metazoa; Chordata; Actinopteri; Perciformes; Anarhichadidae
Product: adenylate cyclase type 6-like
Exons: 3
Coding region: 187-576 (129 amino acids)
Biological process (GO): adenylate cyclase-activating G protein-coupled receptor signaling pathway; intracellular signal transduction; cyclic nucleotide biosynthetic process
Cellular component (GO): plasma membrane
Molecular function (GO): adenylate cyclase activity
Source: RefSeq, a predicted model, not a curated record